Molecule: messenger RNA, 770 nt
Organism: Leguminivora glycinivorella
Lineage: Eukaryota; Metazoa; Arthropoda; Insecta; Lepidoptera; Tortricidae
Product: GILT-like protein 2
Exons: 5
Coding region: 16-735 (239 amino acids)
Molecular function (GO): oxidoreductase activity, acting on a sulfur group of donors, disulfide as acceptor
Source: RefSeq, a predicted model, not a curated record
CAGAAAUUGUUCAGAAUGUUACAUUCUGUGUUAUUUUGUUUCACGGCUUUCAUCGCCGUGGAAUGUGGUUUUCUCACAGACAUAUAUCGAAUAAGUCCUGUGGCUGAUAUUACAUCAAGAGAUUGGGACUUGCAAACCUUGGAGAUAAUGAACGAAGACAAAGUGGAUCUAGACUUGUACUACGAGAGUUUGUGUCCAUAUUGCGCAAGAUUCCAUAUAAAACGUCUGGACCCCGUUUAUAAAGAAAUGAGCUCGUAUAUAGACCUAAAGGUGUACCCUUAUGGAAAUGCUCGAAAGCACGAAGAAGAUGGAAAGACAGUAAUAGUUUGCCAGCACGGAGAGAAGGAGUGCUAUGGGAACAAACUCCACGCGUGCGCCAUCGAUAUAGUCAAGGAUAUGACCGUGGCCGAGCCUUACAUAUCCUGCAUGAUGAAUGGGACUUGGGGGGGAGGUGGGUCUACGGAUAUGGAUGCUACUAAGUGCGGAGAUUUAAUGAAAAUCGACUCGAAGCCUAUAAUAGAAUGCGCCAAAGGCAAAAAGGGCGAGGAACUUCUAGAAUACUAUGGAAAAGAAACAGAGAAGGUGAAAUUCCAUGGCGUGCCGGCGGUAAGAAUUAAUGGCGAGGAUUUUGACCUGAUCGAUGAUCUGAAGAAGAAAAUUUGUGAAGCUUUGAAAAAUCCGCCGCCGGAAUGUAAAACGAAGAAUCUUUUGAGCUUGUUGAAUGAUUUUAUCUGAAUUUGGUGGAAAUAUAUGUAAAUGCGGAGUUGUGA